UGCAAUCAGCGAGAUUUUUUGCAGAAUCGUUGCUUCCCCACCUCUUUUUGCACUGUCUUGAGAGAACAAGAAGAAAAGGCUGUCAGCUCAGGCACGUUACCCGGGGUAAACCCAACAGGAUGCAGGAGGCCAUCUGAACUGCACUUUUUAAACCUGCGGGAACCUCUCCUCUCUACCAUGCCCAGAGAAUGAAGGCUCCUCUAGUCAUGAUGAUGCAAAGGAUAUUACCCUACAUCCUUCUAGUAAUGCUGGCUCAGAGCAACUAUCAAGUUUACGGAUUAAAUGCCACGGAUUGUCCAGGUAAUAUUCAAGUUCAUAGACAGUCCUGGUACAAAGUUAAUGUUGGGAACUCUUUGAUUGUGCGCUGUCCAGUUCAUUACUACAAGAGAAAGCCAGUCAUGCAGUGGUGCAAGAUGGAAGAGGCUACAUGUGUGCAGCUGAAGGAGGGCAAAACAAAAUGGAAGAUCAACGUGUUUACUCUGGAGGUUAUCUCAGUUCAUCAGAAAGACAAUGGAUGUUAUCGUUAUCAAACAGUAGGGGACAACUUACUCAGUGUGAGCCAUGGAAUAGAGGCCACUGUUGAAGAAAAGUCUGCAAAUGCUACCACAGUUUCACCAGGAAAUACCACUAGCAUCCCAGAAGGGUCCCAAGAAUCUGGAAACUACAAGAUAUUGCACAUUAUUUAUGCUUCAGCGUUUGUGGGUCUAUGUUGUCCGUUCAUCAUCGUAUGCAUGUUUUGGUGUCUAAGGAGGCACCAUGCAAAUCCAAAGAAAACUCAAUUAACCCAACAGAGACAAGAGAGUCUGGUCAGAAAUCCAGCGGCAGCUCCGUCCCACACUGCUGGGACAACUCAAGCUUCAGAAGAAAGCUCCUCGCUUUACUAUUGCUCCAUGGCUAGCCCACUGCAGGCCCUGAACAGCAACAGAAUUUGUGACAAUGAUAUCCCUCCUUGGAACCCUCAGAGGACAGCACCUAAUGAACCUUACAAUGAUCCUGUUAUUCCUUUCAGCCCAGUUGUACUUGAAAGCCCAGAUGUCCUCACAUAUGCUACACUAAAUCAUUCUGCUUCUGCAGAAAGAUGCCAGAGAAGGGUUCUAACUGUAGAAAAUGAAUUUACAGAAUAUGCCUCCAUUAAUGUAAAUAAAUAAAUGUGGCAAGGAGUCAGGUUAAUUUCUCACAAAUGGGAGAAUUUUCUAACAUCCUUCUAAGGAUUCAGUUUUUCAUUCCGGUUUACUCUAUCUCCUUUCAAAGUUCUUUGAACACCAUGAAUGUGUAAAGCUAUUAUUAACCAAAAUCAAGUGAAUACUUGUGUGUUUGUGUUUGGGGUUUUUUGGUGGAAGACAGGGAAGGAGGAUACAGUUGUUUUCCUUUUUCAAAGAAUUCUCACACACAAUGUGUGAGAAAAUAGUGCAUAUUGCUUUUGUCCAUGAUGAAUCAGUGGAAAUAACAAAU
Molecule: messenger RNA, 1452 nt
Organism: Calidris pugnax (ruff)
Lineage: Eukaryota; Metazoa; Chordata; Aves; Charadriiformes; Scolopacidae
Gene: BTLA
Product: B and T lymphocyte associated
Exons: 6
Coding region: 189-1148 (319 amino acids)
Biological process (GO): immune response-regulating cell surface receptor signaling pathway
Cellular component (GO): plasma membrane
Molecular function (GO): signaling receptor activity
Source: RefSeq, a predicted model, not a curated record